AAUAAUAAAUUGUAUGUAGCAUUAAAUUGUUAGUUUAAUCUAGCCGUGACUUCAACUUUUUUUUAAAGAAAAUGUCCGUUACUGUCCUUCGAUGUGAUAUCGGUAAAUUGUAAUUUUAUUCGAUGUCAUAAGUCAGUUUUAUACCAUAUUAAGAUGUACUUAACAUUCCUAUCGAUGAAGUUGUAAUAUUAUUAGUAUUACUAUUAUUAUCAAGUCGUGAUUACUGGUGGUAAAACGCCGGCCGAAUAUUUUAAUCAAGCCAUCGUAAACAUUCCAAAAAUAAUGGGUUCCACUAUAUUAUAUAAGCCAUUAAUGUUUGGCAUGUCCAGUGAAAAACAAGAAUCAUUUUUAAAGAUGACUAUCUUGACAACUGCAGCAGUUCUAUCUUUUGCAACGAGACUUUUUUCUGUACUUCGAUUUGAAAGUGUUAUUCAUGAAUUUGAUCCUUACUUCAAUUAUCGAACAACACAAUAUCUGGCAGAAGAAGGAUUUUAUAAGUUUCAUAAUUGGUUUGAUGAUCGUGCAUGGUAUCCACUUGGUAGAAUUAUUGGAGGUACAAUCUACCCUGGCCUAAUGAUAACGUCAACUGUCAUAUACAACUCUCUUCAUUUUAUCAAUUUAACUUUAGAAAUUAGAAACAUAUGUGUAUUUUUAGCACCUUUGUUUUCUAGUUUUACUACCAUAAUUACAUUUUUAUUGACUAAAGAGUUAAAAGACACCCGUGCCGGACUUAUUGCAGCUGCCAUGAUAGCCAUUGUUCCAGGAUAUAUAUCUCGUUCGGUUGCUGGAUCAUAUGAUAAUGAAGCUAUUGCUAUUUUUUGUAUGCUUUUGACUUAUUAUGCAUGGAUCAAAUCUGUGAAAACUGGUAGUAUUCUAUGGUCUGCAUUUACUGCACUUGCAUAUUUUUAUAUGGUAUCAUCUUGGGGUGGAUAUGUGUUCUUAAUAAAUUUAAUACCAAUGCAUGUAUUUGUUUUGAUGGUUACUGGACGUUUUUCACAUAGAAUUUAUGUAGCGUAUAGUACAGUAUAUUGUAUUGGUACUAUAUUGUCAAUGCAAAUAUCAUUUGUUGGGUUCCAACCAGUCCAAACUUCUGAACAUAUGAUGGCUUUAGGUGUAUUUGGUUUAUGUCAAAUACUUGGUGGGAUAAAUUAMAUGCGAACAAAGAUUGUUGGUGAUGAUUUUGAGACAUUGUUACAGUUUAUUAUAUAUUUAAUCGGAGGCAUUGUAAUUGCUUUUGGUACUUUACUUACAAUAACUGGAAAAAUUGCUCCAUGGACUGGCCGUUUCUAUACAUUAUUGGAUCCAUCUUAUGCUAAAAAUCACAUACCGAUUAUUGCAUCUGUUUCUGAACAUCAACCUACAUCUUGGUCUUCGUUUUAUUUUGACUUACAUAUACAGGUGUUUCUGUUUCCAGUUGGACUAUAUUUUUGUUUCUCAAAACUUACAGAUGCUAAUAUUUUUGUGAUACUUUAUGKAGUGACCAGCAUUUACUUUGCUGGUGUUAUGGUGCGUUUGAUGUUAGUUCUUGCACCAGUAAUGUGUAUCUUAUCUGGUAUUGGCGCUUCUUCUAUGUUAUCAACUUACAUGACACAAUAUCUUGAAGGUUCAUCAAAAGUACCAGAAAAAAAAACAAAGAAAAAUGAAAAUAGUAAAUCAAUGAAAAGCGAAAUUGCUACUGCAUUUGUAACAAUGUUAACUUUUAUGCUGAUUUCUAAGGUAUUUCAUUGUACAUGGGUUACUUCUGAAGCAUACAGUUCUCCAAGUAUUGUGUUGUCAGCUCGCUCACAUGAUGGUUCUCAAGUUAUUUUUGAUGACUUCAGAGAAGCAUAUUAUUGGCUACGUAUGAAUACAGCUGAAGAUGCUCGAGUAAUGUCAUGGUGGGAUUAUGGUUAUCAAAUUACAGCUAUGGCUAAUAGAACAAUUUUAGUAGAUAAUAACACUUGGAACAACACUCAUAUUUCUAGAGUUGGCCAAGCUAUGUCAUCUGGUGAAGACGAAGCUUAUGAGAUUAUGAGGGAGCUAGAUGUUGACUAUGUACUUGUAAUUUUUGGAGGUGUCGUCGGUUAUUCAUCAGAUGAUAUAAACAAAUUUUUAUGGAUGGUACGCAUUGGAGRAUCAACUGAAAAAGGUAGACAUACGAUCAAAGAUUCUGAUUAUUACUCACCAAGUGGAGAAUUCCGUGUGGAUAAAGAAGGUUCAAAAAAAUUGAAAAACUCGUUGAUGUAUAAAAUGUGUUACUAUAGAUUUGGUCAAGUUUUUUCCGAAGGAGGUAAACCAGCUGGUUACGAUCGUGUUCGUAAUGCAGAGAUUGGGGUAAAAAAUGUCACAUUGCACGUAGUUGACGAAGCAUAUACAACUGAACAUUGGCUUGUUCGUAUAUACAGGGUAAAAGACUACGAUAAUAGAGGAGGUAAAAUGAAGCCAAACAAAGUAUCAACUUACUAUGAACAAUGA
Molecule: messenger RNA, 2454 nt
Organism: Diuraphis noxia (Russian wheat aphid)
Lineage: Eukaryota; Metazoa; Arthropoda; Insecta; Hemiptera; Aphididae
Gene: Stt3A
Product: catalytic subunit 3A of the oligosaccharyltransferase complex
Biological process (GO): post-translational protein modification
Cellular component (GO): membrane
Molecular function (GO): dolichyl-diphosphooligosaccharide-protein glycotransferase activity
Source: RefSeq, a predicted model, not a curated record